Dipodomys ordii (Ord's kangaroo rat) is the source of this 1870-nucleotide messenger RNA. Its product is annotated as ATR-interacting protein-like. Gene Ontology annotation, biological process: DNA repair; DNA damage checkpoint signaling. The coding region runs from base 39 to 1799 and encodes 586 amino acids. NCBI's taxonomy places the organism in Eukaryota, Metazoa, Chordata, Mammalia, Rodentia, Heteromyidae. The transcript has 10 exons. The record is from RefSeq and is a predicted model, not a curated record.
AAUCCCUGCAGUCUGAACUCCAGUUUAAAGAUGCAGAAAUGAAUGAAUUAAGGACAAAACUUCAAAAUAGUGAACGAGCAAAUAAAUUGGCUUCUCCCUCCAUUUCCCAUGUCAGUCCUAGGAAAAACCCUUCUGUGGUAGUAAAGCCAGAAGCAUGUUCGCCACAGUUUGGAAGAACACCUUUUCCUACAAAGGAGUCUUUUAAUGCCAACAUGUCUAUUCCUCAUCAAUGCCAAACAGAGCAAAGAUACAAAUCUGUGAGCAGACAGGAUAAGACCCAGGGUCUGAGAAUGGACCCCAUAAAGCUAGAAGCACAGCAGGAAAGACUUGCUGACAGCUUGUUGCAGAGAUCAAACAUUCAAGGUUCCAUUUUGAUAAACCUGCUCCUGAAGCAGCCUUUGGUCCCAGGAUCCUCCUUAGGUCUUUGCUACCUCUUGAGCAGUUGUUCAGAGACUCCCACUGGCACCUUCAUGAAGCCACCAGGGCUUGGCAAUACCCUGGCCAGGAUCUCAGGCCUCAGGACCCCUGGGGGCCCCAGUGGGUCCUUUUCUCCCUCUAUCCUGAGAGAGGCCCAGAGUCUAGCCUUCGCUGGAUUGAAUCUAAUUGCCAGAAACGAAGACUCCCCAGAUGACAGCUCAGCCGAGGAAAGCCAAAGGGCCUUUCCACUCUGCCAACUGCCAGGCGCCAUCUACCUCCUGCCCCUGGUGCAUUUCUUCCUCACUUUGCACUGCCAGGCAUUGCAGGAUGUAGCAGCGGCUAGGAGGAGCGGGGUGCCUGGAGAUUCUCCGACACGUGUCCCUUGUGCAAGGAGUUCGGGUGGAGAGGCCAGCCCCGAGGACUUGAUGGGCAGCGUGGAAGGCUUGUGUGUGGUCUCCCUGAGCAUCCUCCACCAUCUCGUGUGCCACAGCCGCGCCGUCGUCUGUCUGUUACUCUCAGGAAUGGGGGAAGGAAACGGGAGUUGGGUUCACAGACUGAGCUGUGCAGAUAUGACCUCAGCCCCCAGGGGGUCAGCCGACCACUCAGGACAGCACCCACUCUUGAAGAUCCUUCUCCACCUGGUGACCUUCUCCUCCACACCAGCAGGUUCCUUGCAAGUCAGUGUCCUGAGCAAGUGUCUCAAGGUUUUGGUGAAAUUAGCCGAAAACGCUUCCUCUGAUUGCUUACCCAGAUUACAAUGUGUGUUACCAGUGCUGCCACCCUGCCUCAGCCCCCAGACGCCUUUGCCUUGUGUGCUGCUGGCCGUUGAGCUGCUCUCCCAGAUUGCAGACAGUGACGGCCUCGUGCAACAGUUCUGUUCCCAUUCUGACCGCUGUCUUCUACUGCUACUGUACUCAUACAUUACCUCAAAGCCUGACAAAGCUGCCUCACAGACACAGUGGCUUCAGUUGGAACAAGAGACAGUCUGGCUCUUGGCCAAGCUGGGUAUGCAGACCUCUUGCUCCCCUUUUACUGGGUCUGACUGUCAAUGCAGUGUGGAGGUGGUCAGAGCUCUGACGGUGGUGCUGCACCGACAGUGGCUGACCGUGCGGAGGACGGGGGCAGCCUUCAAGACUAACCAGCAGAAGCGGACCGUGCGCUGUCUCCGGGACGCUGUGUUGCUGCUACACAGCCUGUCCCAGAAGGACAAGCUGUUUUCUGUGCACUGCGUGGAGGUCCUGCAUCAGUAUGACCAAGUGAUGCCAGGGGUCAGCACGCUUAUCCGAGCCCUUCCGGAUGUCACCGACUGUGAAGAGGCAGCCCUGGAUGACCUCUGUGCUACUGAGGCAGACAUGGAGGACAUGGAGAUGGAUUGUGCCUGAGGGGCCGUGCAUCCUGCCACACGGGGGCAUCAGUGCGUCGGCUCUCUUCACUUCCUCCCUGCCCUCCCCCC